AUGAAUAUUGGACGGAAUGUGCUCAAAUUCAAAACUCCUUUUCCAAGUGACGUAAUAAAACAAAGUUUUCAUACUACGUGCAAUAAUUUUGCUUGGCCAGUGAGCAACAACCAACUAGAAAACGUACGCAUGUUAAAACUAAUAUAAUGUAAAAAUUUAUUUUUACUUGUUCUAUUUUUUUUUUUACUUCUAGGGAUCAUGCUGUAAGUCGUUCAUUGGGAACACCACUUCUCGAUUGGAUUACACGAGCAAUAUAGACGUUAUUGAUAAUGAAUCACAUUUUUCUCGGCUAUCCGGUAUAAUUUGUACCAUUGGUAAGUGCUUGAAUUUGUUUUUGUGUUUUUGUGUUAAUAUUCGUAUGUACUCCUAGGACCGGCUUCGGUUGAUGUAAACAUGCUGGAAAAAAUGAUUGAUUCUGGCAUGAAUAUUAGUCGUUUGAACUUUUCUCAUGGCUCACACGAAUAUCAUGCUAAUACUAUAAAUAACAUAAGACAAGCUUGUGAUAAUUACAGUAAAAAAAUUGGUCAAUAUAGCCCUUUGGCCAUUGCUUUAGAUACUAAAGGGCCUGAAAUAAGAACAGGUCUAAUAGAAGGAGUUAGUUCUUUAAUAUUUACUUAUAUCAUAUUUGUAUAUAUUAAUAUUAUGUAGGUAUAUUUAUCUAAUUGUCAACAAUUCAUUAUUUAGAGCGGUUCGGCUGAAGUUAAAUUAAAAAAAGGUGGUGAAAUUCAAUUAUCUACGGAUAAGGCAAUUGAACAAAUUGGAAAUAGCAAUAAAGUUUUUAUUGACUAUCCAAACAUUACAAAAGUAGUGAAACCUGGCAACAGAGUAUUCGUUGACGAUGGUCUUAUUUCUAUGAUCGUGAAACAAGUUGGUAUGUUGACCACAAUAUUUCCAAUCACCAUUACAUAUUACCGAUACCUAUUAAUUAGGUAUAUUUAAUAUAGAUUUUAUUUUUUAUAUUUUUCCGUAGGCAGCGAUUUUCUCGACUGUACCAUUGAGAAUGGUGGUGUCUUAGGUAGCCGAAAAGGCGUUAACUUGCCUGGUGUACCCGUAGAUCUACCAGCUGUGUCCGAAAAGGACAAGAGUGAUCUAAAAUUUGCAGCUGAACAAGGUGUGGACAUGAUUUUUGCAUCAUUUAUCAGAGAAGCCAGAGCAAUUAAAGAAAUCAAAGAUAUUUUAGGUUAAUAUUGUUAAUAGUUCAUAAGUUAGCUGGUCAUGCAUGCUCAACAAUUCUUUAUUAUUUUUAAAGGUCAAGAUGGUAAGGAUAUUCUGAUUAUUUCCAAAAUAGAAAACCAUGAAGGCAUACAAAAUAUGCAAGAAAUCAUUAACGCAUCAGAUGGAGUCAUGGUUGCUCGUGGGGACUUAGGCAUAGAAAUACCACCAGAAAAAGUGAUCAUAGCCCAAAAAGCUAUAAUUGCACGAUGCAACAAGGUAGUUUUAAUUAUUGGCAUUAAAAUAUAUAUAAAAAGAGUUUUGUCACUGUUGUAGGUGGAAAAUUGGGAUGGUACUAGCUAGGUAGUAAAUGUAGGCAUGUGCUCAGGGUGUGCCAUGUUUGCCAUGAUAUAUUUCGUGCCCAUGGAUCGAAAUCAAAAUUGGCUCAUUCUGGGUUUCAUUUCAUUAAAUGAUAAAUUAUUCAAUAUGAAUUAUUGUCAUAUAGUAACCAAUAAAUUUCCUUUUAAAAAAAUUGUUAUUAUUAAAAGUUGGAGCAAAAUUGCUGGUAGAAAAUUUGUCCAAAGAAAAAACAGUCGUAGUAUUAUACAAUAAUAUUUUGUAAAUUUUCCCGUUUUUCUUACGUUUUUUCCAAGUUUUUCCUAUUUAUUAUAAAAACAUUAUUUAAUUUUUUGACUACAAAGUAUGACUUAUAAUGAACCUUCUGUUGAAUUUUUAAGUAUUUCAGUUUAGUCUAACAACUUUAUCUGCAAAGUACCCAAUCAAAAAAAAAUUACGUUAAAAUCUCACAAAAUUAAAAUGCCUAUACAUGGUUCAAACAUAUUACCACAUAGUUUUCUGCCAACGUUUCCAGUAUUUACGAAUAUUUUUAACUGAAUAACAACAACAAAAAAAAAAAAAACAAAACAAAAUUCAAAAUAAUAAAAUAUUUAUUUUCGUAAAUUUUCCCGUUUUUUUAAUUUUUUUUUUCGAUUUUGCUUUAUUAUUAAUAAAAAAAUUACAAGAAGAAUCAAAAUUAAAUUGAAUUAAAAAUAUUCAACAAAAAAGAUCUCUUGUGGAUUUUCAAUUGGAGCAAUAUUUCUGGUAGAAAACAUAAGUUGAAAAAAUUAAAACAAUUAAAUCGGUAACGCCACGGCGUGCAGUAAAUAUUGCGUAAAUAUAUUUUGGAGCAAGAUUUUUUUUUUUGAGAAGCUAUUUACAAACAGAAAUAAAAACGCACACAUUAUAGUAAAACUAAUAAAUCCCUCGCUACGCUCCGAAUUUAAAACACAUCAAAAUAAAAUCAAUAGAUCCCUUUCUACGCUUCAAAUCUAAAAUGAUCAGCUCUUUUUUGAUCUUUAAUUUUUCCAAUUGCAUUUCAAUGUAUUUAAAAUAUUUGAUAUUGCUGAAUUUAAAAAAAAAAGAAAACAUAAAGCUAAGCAGCUUAAAAUAUUAUAAACGCUGUAAAUGUUUAUUCGUUUUUCAUAUACGUUUUUUUUUCUUUUUCCAAUUAUUAAGAAACCUACAAUGAAAUUGAUCACCUCAAUGUACCAACUAGAUUAAAAUUGCAACAUAAAAUAUCUCUGUCAUUUUUUGAUUAAAGCAAGAUUUUUUGUAGCAGAGUUUUAUACAGAUAAAAUAUUGCACACAUGUUAUUUUUAGUGAACCUAAUACCUACGUUCGUCACUCCGCUUAGAAUCUUAUACUGAAUAUUGUCAGUUUACAUUUUAAAUAUACGGGAAUAUUUUAUUUAGGCUGGUAAACCAGUUAUUUGCGCAACUCAAAUGCUUGAGUCCAUGGUUAAGAAACCCCGUGCUACUAGAGCAGAAUCUUCUGAUGUUGCCAACGCCAUAUUAGACGGAGCUGACUGUGUUAUGCUAUCUGGCGAAACAGCUAAAGGCGAAUACCCAUUAGAAUGUGUACAAACAAUGGCUACCAUUUGUGAACAAGCUGAGGCAGUUAUUUGGCAAAAUGAAUUUUUUUCUGGACUGGUGUCUUCUGUAAAUAUAUCGCAUAGAAAGAAAUAUAAAAAUUCAAUGAUUUUUAUUAUUUAAUUUGUUAAGAUAAAUGAUGUAUCAACAAAUGUUUCAAACUCGCCUGCUAUGGCCGCUGUAUACUGGGCUGAGAAGAAUAGAGCAGCUGCCAUAAUUGUGAUUUCGACAUCUGGCUAUCCUGCUCAUCUCAUAUCGAAAUUCCGACCACGUUGUCCUAUUAUCGCUGUUACAAGAAAUGCCCAGAUCGCUCGACAAUGUCACAUUUAUCGUGGAAUCAUACCUCUAUUGUAUUGCAGUGGUAAGAUGGAGUCAUACGUUUUAAUUAUUCUAUUAAUAUUAAUAUAUUAUUAUUAUCAAACUAUAUAACUAUUUUACUAUUAUUUUAUAAAUAUGAUAGCAGAACAACCAGAUGAUUGGUAUAAGAACGUGGAAUCGUGUGUCGAAUAUGUCUUUAAGUUUGGAAAAGCCCGUAAACUUAUGUGUUCUGGACAAUCAGUAAUUGUCGUCACUGGGUGGAACGGAGACCACAAGAGUGAUAUAAAUGUUCGUUCGAUUUAUGUUCCUGAUUGA
Messenger RNA from Cinara cedri, 3713 nucleotides. Lineage: Eukaryota; Metazoa; Arthropoda; Insecta; Hemiptera; Aphididae. The record is from the annotation of a GenBank genome assembly.